Pundamilia nyererei is the source of this 1673-nucleotide messenger RNA. It is a transcript of the gene igflr1, whose product is annotated as IGF-like family receptor 1. The record is from RefSeq and is a predicted model, not a curated record. NCBI's taxonomy places the organism in Eukaryota, Metazoa, Chordata, Actinopteri, Cichliformes, Cichlidae. Gene Ontology annotation, molecular function: protein binding. The coding region runs from base 251 to 1156 and encodes 301 amino acids. Gene Ontology annotation, cellular component: plasma membrane. The transcript has 7 exons.
UCGAUUUCGCUCCGAAAUAGUUUGUAUGAUUUGUCCCUUGCUUGCAUAUUAAACUGGUCUAACAUUUGACCAGCUUUCAUUAAAAGAACAAACAAACAAACAAAAGCAUAUCAGAACAUUUGGGUCAGCGAGAAAGAAGAAACGAUGACAUGUACUACGGAACUCUAACCGCACUUAUGUAGAAGAAGGGGUGGUGCUAUGGGGCUGUUAUAGAGACAGAAUCUUUGCUCUAAAGCUCAGUUCAGUAACGAUGAGUAACACUGGACACUCAGUAAAAUGCCACGAUCUAACAACCAUCUGGGAUAAGGCGCAACAAACAUGCAUCCCGUGUGCGAAAACCCCUAUAAAGCCAGGUCAUGAAAUUACCCCCAACUGUGGGUUUGAUGAUGACGGAGGGCGACACGAGGCACCAACAAAACCGUGCAAGACAAACACUUUUAACAAUGGCAGCAGCCUCCACUGCACACUCUGUAGCCUGUGUCCGUUUCAGACUGAGAGACCUUGCAACACAACAGCUGACACCGUUUGCGGCAAGGUGCCUGUUACGCAAAGAAUCCCGACAACAGAUUUCCCUGUCACAACUCUGGCAUAUCAAGGACCUAACUUGACACCAACCUCACCACCAUCACGUUCUCACAAUGUGUCAAGGGCAGCCUGGGCAGUACCAUUAGCCAUUUUAAUUUCCAUUGUGCUCGUUGCCUUGUCUGCUUAUGUGUUUGGUCUCAAACGGAAAAGAGCAAAGGCUUUUUGCAGGCAACCCUCAUAUAUAAAUGACGGAUUCGCCCCCCUGACAGGUUCAUCUAAUGGCAGUGACGUAGAGGACAUACUUUGUGCAGACAUCCUGUCUGCACCUCUACAGACCGUGCUGGACAACUUGGAUGUUUUGGAAGAGCUGGUGAUUUUGCUGGAUCCAGAGAGCCACGUAAGAAAGAGCACAAAACAUCUGGCGUCGCACUGCGCCUUCCCCUCCACCUGGAUUACUUACACCUACUCUAUGAAGGACAGCAAAAGCCCCCUAAAAGCUGUGCUGGAGGGGGUGACCUGCAAGAACCCCGACUGGACUGUAGGGCACCUGGCUAAACUGCUCAAACACAUGGAGCGUAAUGACGCCAUAGCUGCUCUUGCAAAACUUAAAACAAAUAAGACUGAAGUGUAGCGACUGUUUAGCCCGACUCCCAAAAAGGCUGCUACGAGCACGGAGAGAAGCGGAGCGAUAAAAGGCAUGCCUUAUGCGUGCAUGUUGAUGACGGGGGAAGUCAAGCAUUCCAUAAAAAAUUAAAUAGCUUCUUCCAUAUUUGCAGCUUCAUUUGUUAUUACGUUUGAAUAAUUAAUGUAUUAUUACCUACCUCCUGGAAAACAUUUAACCUCGACUGCUGUAUCCCAGAUAAACUGCUUAACACGUGCAUGAAGGACAAAGCACAGAAUCAGAAUUUUAGCCAGGCUUUAUCUUUACCCAUCCAGCUAACGAGAUGCCUUUUCCUCCAGUGAACUCAACCAAAAUUCCACAGUUCCUGUUUUCCCCACCAUCAUAUUUACCGCGACAGUAUUCUUGUCAAAAUAGAACAAAUGAGUAAUGUUUUUUUUUUAAAUGUUAAUCUGUUUCCAAUUGUUGUUGCCUUUAUAAUACUAUUGACCUAUGCAAAUAAAAUCAUUCAAUCAGUCAUUUCAUCAAA